Molecule: messenger RNA, 2159 nt
Organism: Lucilia sericata (common green bottle fly)
Lineage: Eukaryota; Metazoa; Arthropoda; Insecta; Diptera; Calliphoridae
Gene: stops
Exons: 10
Coding region: 180-1571 (463 amino acids)
Biological process (GO): intracellular signal transduction
Source: RefSeq, a predicted model, not a curated record
AGUUUUCUUUAGAAUUUCAAAGAAAGAACAGAACGAAACUACACGAUUAGAAAAAAAAAACAAAUAUAACAUAAUUUCAUACCAAUAAGUUUUUCUUUAAUUUUCUACAGAGAAUUCUUUCAUAAACAUUAGACUGUUCAAACUGUCUUUUACUAACUGCGUCGAAUUUACGGAAUACGAUGGAAUUUAUAUUUGAAUGUUUCUAUGAGGAUACUUUGGAUAAAUUGUGUCGUAAUGGUUUACAGGAUAGAAGCUCCCGACGAGAUGUUCUAGAUCAUUUAAAUGCCAUUAUUGGUGGCUGUAGUGAUGGACAAAAUAUGAAUACGGAUGAGGUGGCGCGUAUAGCUGUUUUAGCUGCUGUACGUUAUCAUCGUGAUAAAAAAGAUGCCAAUGGUGAUGUCUGUAUGAUGGGUAAAUUUCAUAAUAUUCUCUAUAUUGCCCUGCGUACGUGCUGGGAUUGGGGUGUUAGAGAUUCUGCAGUUGUUGUGGUGUUACUCGAGGAAAUUUAUUCGUGCGAAAAAACAUUUGAACGUAUUUUCUUGGGUGCUUUAUUUGGGACACAUGCACCACAUUUCAUAGCUGGCUGGCGUAGUGACUUUAGAGAUCAGGAUGAAAAUACAAGAGCCAUGGUUUAUUUUUUACAUCAUGCAACAAGUCUUGAUAUGUCACUACCCGUAUGGAUUGCACGUUAUGAACAGGAACGUUUGAUAAAAUUCAUUGAUAUUCCCAUCGAAUCCUGUGGUCGUUCAUCACCACUACGUGUAGCUUUACAAGCGAGUGCACCUGAUUUGCUAUUGAUUUUAUUAAGAUAUGGUGCCGCGCCUAAUCCACCGGAUGGUGGCAGUUCCGUUGUUUUAGCAUUACUUGAUAAAUUGAUUGAAAAUGGUCGUAAUUACGUUUUUCAAAAUAUUUCAUGUUUACAGAUCUUAUUGCGUAAUAUAUCUCAUAUUGAAAUGCCAUUUAAGCCCAUUGUUCUUUACAAUGCGCGGCGUGAAAUGUUUGUGGAGCGUUACGGCUGCUUAUUACGUGAUAAUAUUGUACCACUUAAACAAGUAUUUGGCGUUAUGUCUCUAAGACAUUUAUGUCGCUGUCGUAUACGUGAUUUGCUGCGAAAUAAUGGACAAUUACCCAAUGGCAUUGAUACUCUGCGUUUGCCAAGACGUUUACAACGUUAUAUCGAUUUAAUGGAAGAGAUUGAAGAAACCAAAGUUAACAACGAUAAUAACGACAACAAUUGUAAUAAAAAGAAAAGCAAAAAUAAGAACACCAACGAAACUGAUGCCAAAAAUUGUAAUACAAGUACGAAAAAGAAACAUGUUACUUUUACAAGUGAAUCCACUAACACGGCAGAGGCAACAGACCCAAAAACAACAACUCAAACAGUAGAUGAAGCUGCAACCAUGACAGCUACAACAUCUUCAUCAUCGUCAUCAUCAAUGACAAGAACAUUAUUAACACCUUCAGAACAACACCCACCUAACACCGUGAGUGAGGAUGCUAACAUCACGAAUUCUUCCACAGAAGUGGUAGCUGUAACUGAAACAGUUUUAGAUAAACCUUUAACACUUUGAUUUUUAUACAGUAUUCUUUAUAUUUUAAAAAGUAUCUUUAAACUACCCUUUUCUUGAGGUUUGAUUUUGCCUUAAUUUAAAAAGUUUUUAUACUUAUUUUUUUUCUUUUUCGUUUCGAAAUUUUUCCCAGUAAAAUAAGUUUUUAUUUAAUAUAUAUUUUUUCUUAGGUUAACUGUUUAAUGAAAUUUAAUAGAUUUUCGGUUUUAUAAGUUUAAGGCAAAAAUCAAAGAUUAUCAAAGAUUUUAAUUACCAAAAAAAAAGUAUUAGUACUCACUUGUAGGUUUCUUCACUGACAUUUAUACGUCCUGGUACACCUGUAGUUUCAGUACGACUUGUUAAAUUUACUGUAUUACCGAAAAGACAGUAACGGGGUACACGAUUGCCUAUAACACCGGUCACAACUUCACCGGAAUGUAUACCAAUUGUUAUUUGCUGAAAAUAAAUACAUUUAACUUAGUUUUAAAUAUUUAAGUAUUUAUAUGUAAAUAGUUAUAAGUGCAAUAUUUUUCGUAUUUUAAUAAGUAUAUACAUAUGUAUCUUUGUAAUUUAGUUUUAAUAAAGAAUUUUAUGUAAAAAAAUAUUAAAAAU